Molecule: messenger RNA, 1480 nt
Organism: Bacillus rossius redtenbacheri
Lineage: Eukaryota; Metazoa; Arthropoda; Insecta; Phasmatodea; Bacillidae
Product: glutathione S-transferase 1-1-like
Exons: 6
Coding region: 22-771 (249 amino acids)
Biological process (GO): glutathione metabolic process
Molecular function (GO): glutathione transferase activity
Source: RefSeq, a predicted model, not a curated record
UUCCCAAGGUCGCGCCGAGUCAUGGCACAAUCUCGCCACUCCCAGUCGACGGCAGCGCUCCGACCAGGCAACUACGCACCGGCAUCAGUUCCGCUACACGGCGCACCGAGUGUUGCCAUCAUGACUAUCGAUCUGCACUACAUACUGGCCAGUGGUCCUUGUCGCUCUGUCAUGCUGACUGCCAAAGCUAUUGGUGUCGAGCUGAACUUGAAGCCGUGUGAUCUCUUUUCUGGAGAGCAUCUCAAACCAGAGUUUAUCAAGAUGAAUCCCCAGCACACAGUCCCUACACUUGAUGACAACGGUUUUUAUCUGAGUGAAAGCCGAGCAAUAAUGGAAUAUUUGGUGGACCAAUAUGCCAAAAAUGACUCUCUGUACCCAAAGGACGCAAAGAAAAGAGCCGUGGUUACUCAGAGACUGUAUUUCGAUAUGGGCACCCUCUACCAAAGACUCAUAUAUUACUAUCUUCCCGUUAUGUUAGACAAGGCUUCUCCUGACCCAGAAAAGUUGAAGAAGUUACAUGAAGCACUUGGGUUUCUCAACACGAUCCUGAAUGGUCAAGACUGGGUCGCGGGCAGCAGCUUCACCAUUGCUGACAUCACACUUGUGUCGACAGUAUCCACCGCCGAGAGUGUAGGCGUGGAUGUGAGCGAGUACAAAAAUGUUACAAGAUGGUUUGAGAAAUGCAAAAAGUCUAUUGCUGGCUACAACGAAAUAAACCAUAAGGGAUGUCUUCAGCUCAAAGAGAUUUACAACAACGCCCUGAAGAAGUAAAUUGAGGGAAUUUUUAAAGUGCAGUUCAAAUUUUUUUCGGCAUUUUCUAAUAAACUGAUUUGGCUCUCUAGGUUGACCUGCCUUGGAGUGACAGAUUGUACCAAAGUUUCGCUCUGCAUUGGUGCAGGCAUUUUCAAGCAUUAUUCAACGUGGUUCAAGCUUGAAAGCCAAGAUUAUUUUAUUAGAGAAUUUUAUUGGUGUUAACAAAACAGUGAAUGUGUGAAACAAUAAAGAAGAUUAACAAUUGUAUGUGAAUGCAUUUUGCAGUUUCAAGCAUUAUUAUUAUGUUAAAACAACAUAUAAUCAAUAUUUUUUGUAAUGCCUUUAUUUUCAGCUACUUUUAAAAUCAACAUCAAAUGCAAUUUGCAUACAUUAAUUUCAUCUUAUGUAUGCUUGCAAAGAUCCAGAAACACUGCUUCGCCAAUAAAUAAAAAAUAAUGUUAAUGAUUUGUGUAUAAAACCAAGUGCACCAGAAAAAUAAAACUUAAAUGUUUAUCACUAGAGUGAUGUGUGUUUAGUCAUAACACAUUUUUUAAUCAGUCAUUUGUUUAGUGCAGUAAAUAAUUUUUUUAUGUGACAAGACUUUGUAAUAAUGAUAUUGGCUGUAUACAAAUAAUAUGCAUAAAUGCAUUAUUGUCUGAUAGAGCCACAACAGAAAAGGAUCUGUUUAAAAAUGCUAAAAGGUGUCAAUAAACAGUUGUGAAAUGGA